Mesitornis unicolor (brown roatelo) is the source of this 1698-nucleotide messenger RNA. RefSeq names its product neural precursor cell expressed, developmentally down-regulated 1 (gene NEDD1). The transcript is spliced from 11 exons. The record is from RefSeq and is a predicted model, not a curated record. The annotation marks the transcript as partial. Gene Ontology annotation, cellular component: ciliary basal body; pericentriolar material; spindle pole. Gene Ontology annotation, biological process: mitotic cell cycle; microtubule nucleation. Lineage: Eukaryota; Metazoa; Chordata; Aves; Mesitornithiformes; Mesitornithidae. Gene Ontology annotation, molecular function: gamma-tubulin binding.
AUACCUGGCUACUGCUUCUGCUGCUGGUGAUAAAAUUGUUGUUUCAAGCUGCAAAAGCAAACCUGUUACACUUUUUGAAAUAGCUGAAGGAGCAAAACAGACGUGUGUGAGCUUGAAUUCUAGUUCUUCACAUCUUGUGAGUGGAGGCCUUGAUAGCACAGUUAAUAUCUGGGACCUGAAAUCCAGAAAGGUUUACCGUAGCCUUAAGGAUCAUAAAGAUGAAGUCACGUGCAUUACAUAUAAUUGGAACGAUUGCUACAUUGCUUCUGGAUCUUUGAGUGGUGAAAUUAUCCUACACAGCGUUACCACCAACUUGUCAAGUGCUCCCUUCGGUUAUGGAAGCCGUCAGCCUAUUCGACACUUGAAAUAUUCAUCUUUUAAGAAAUCCUUGCUGGGCACUGUUUCUGACAGUGGAAAUGUAACUCUGUGGGAUGUAAAUAGCCAAAACCCAUAUCAUAAUUUUGAAAAUGCUCAUAAAGCCCCAGCUUCAGAAAUCUGCUUUUCUCCAGUCAAUAAGCUGCUGCUUGUAACUGUAGGUUUGGAUAAAAGAAUUAUUCUCUAUGAUACUUCAAGUAAAAAAUUACUGACAACAAUAGUAGCUGAUUUUCCUCUGACAACAGUAGACUUCAUGCCCGAUGGUACUACUUUGGCUAUAGGAUGUUCCCGGGGAAAAAUCUGCCAGUAUGACUUAAGACAACUGACAUCACCAGUGAAAACAGUUAUUGCUCACAAAGGCUGUGUGAAAUGCUUACGUCUUCAGUCCAGUAGCACUUUUUCCAAGUCUAACUUUAUGGGUUCUUCAAAUAAACCUGUAUCCAAAAGAGUAGAAGUCAAAGCUGACAGUAAUCUUGGAGGAAUUCAAAACAUUGGCAUCAAAAAUGUUACCUUGCAAGCAUCAACAACAGUUUCAUCUCAUCUGACAUUGCCAAAUGAGAAUAAGGGAGGAGAGGUUCCUCAGGAGAAAACAGUCUUUCCCCAUAGUUGCAGCUUGGAUGUGAUUCCAUCUAAAGAAACGGAUCAUGGGAAAAGUGCUGAUAUGAAGAAUUUUGAUUUGGGUCGAAGUAGUUUAGGAGAUUUGUUUUCUCCAGUCAGAGAUGAUAUUAUAAAUAAAGCGAAUGAAAAUGCUCAAGGAAAAGGAGACGGUAAACAUACUUUCAGUCAGAAUUUUCAGUCUUCCCUUUUGGGUUUGGGUUUGGAUUUCCUCCCACAGCUCACCACUGGCAUAUCAGUAAAAAGAAACCCAGUAGGCAGUAGUGCACAAGGGAUACAGUCUAGCCCAUUACAUGCACUUAUGGGAACUCCGAUUAAAGAAGAGGAAGAACAUCCAGAGACUGACAGUAAGAAGAUAGAUCUUGGAAAACAAGAAUCUAAAGAAGUCUUAAAGCAGCUUUCAAAAUCAACCUCAUCAAGUACAGAAUCGGUAACUUUAAGUCCACCAUCAUCCACUGACGUAAAGAUUCCUGAUACAAAUGAGAGACUAGUGAAGAAUAUUCCGAUCCAUCCUGCACAUGACCUACCAGUAAAUGGUGCUACCUCAAUAAGUCCAAAGAUGCUGUCACCUGUCACUGCUGGAGUUGCCAGUUCAUUGUCAGAAAAAAUAGUAGAAACCAUUGAGAGCAGGACAUCAAAUGCACCUCUGACAUCGAUCCAAAUAGACUUCAUUCAGAAUAUGAUACAAGAAACAAUGGAUGACCUCAG